CAAAUCUCUGGGUGGGAAAUUCCUUGUGGUUGAUCUUGUAAAUUGCUAUGAAGUGAACGAGGAAUCAAUCAUACUCGCCGCCGACGCGGACAUGUCAAACGUCGCUUCCAAAGUCGCCGUCAUAGGCAGCGGGAUUUCAGGAACUGUGUGUGCAUCGAUUCUGGCAAAAAACGGAAUUUCAGUCACCAUAUUUGAGUCCGCUAGAGGACCUGGGGGGCGGAUGUCUCAGCGCAGAGAAAUUGCCGAAGAUGGGAGGGAGCUAUUAUUCGACCAUGGCGCGCCAUAUUUCUCGUUGAAUGCUAGCAGUUCUGAGGUGCAGAGCCUGGUCAAUGAUUGGGAAUCAAGAGGACUUGUGGCUGAGUGGAAAGCAAAGUUCGGUUCAUUUGAUUGUGGCGCCAAAAAGUUCCUCAAAAUUGAAGAGAAAGGAGUAAUCAAGAAAUAUGUCGGUGUACCUGGGAUGAAUUCUAUCUGCAGAGCAUUGUGCCAUGAGUCUGGUGUGGAAAGCAGGUUUGGGUUGGGUAUUGGGAGGUUGGAGUGGCUUGAUAAUGAUGAUUCAUGGUCCUUGAUGAGUUUAGAUGGACAAGAACUUGGUAAAUUUAAGGGAGUGGUUGCGUCAGACAAAAAUGUAUUUUCCUCCAGGUUUACUAAUGUCACAGGACGACCACCACCUAUUGAUCUGAAUGUGGUUUCAGAUGUGGCCUUUAAGUUGAAAGAAAUUCCAGUUAUUUCGUGCUUCGCUCUUAUGUUGGCAUUUGAACAGCCUUUGUCAUCAAUACCAGUAAAGGGCUUUUCGUUCAAGAACUCUGAAGUUCUAAGCUGGGCUUAUUGUGACAGCAGCAAGCCAGGACGCUCUACCACUACCGAAUGCUGGGUGCUGUAUUCUACACCAGAAUAUGCAGAGCGUAUUAUUGCCCAAACAGGACUUCAGAAGCCUUCUAGUGCAGUAUUAACAAAAGUAGCAGAGGAACUGUUUCAGGAAUUCCAAGGCACUGGGCUUGAUAUUUCACAGCCAUUUUUCAAGAAAGCCCAUAGAUGGGGGAGUGCUUUUCCAGCUUCCAGCAUUAUUACGAGGGAGGAGAAAUGCGUUUGGGACUCGAAGAAGAGGCUAGCGAUUUGUGGAAAUUUUUGUGUUAGUCCCAAUGUGGAGGGUGCAAUAUGUAGUGGCAUUGCUGCAUCUUCACAGUUCACUGAAAUGCUUAGUUCCUUGUGAUGCAAAACAAAUACACAUUAUCAAUAUGCAUUUUGUGGUCAUUAUCAUCAUCCUGAUUGAUCAGAAGAUUGGUUUUGCUGCAAUGAAGAUUAUUUCAAAGUCGCCUUAUGCUGGAAUGGGAAGAAUGAUAGUAAGUGUUCUUGGUUAUUAAUGUUAUCUUGAUGAUAUAGAUGAGUAUAAAAACGAUAGGGAUUUUAUUCUCACCGUCCUCUUCUUAUGGCCACAGAGCUAUAUUCAUUUAUGCAAUAGCUAUAGUAUUUGGUCUCAGAAAUAAAAUUAUAAGUUGUUGAAUUA
Molecule: messenger RNA, 1504 nt
Organism: Olea europaea var. sylvestris
Lineage: Eukaryota; Viridiplantae; Streptophyta; Magnoliopsida; Lamiales; Oleaceae
Product: renalase
Exons: 10
Coding region: 92-1210 (372 amino acids)
Source: RefSeq, a predicted model, not a curated record